Trematosphaeria pertusa is the source of this 496-nucleotide messenger RNA. RefSeq lists its product as uncharacterized. NCBI's taxonomy places the organism in Eukaryota, Fungi, Ascomycota, Dothideomycetes, Pleosporales, Trematosphaeriaceae. The transcript is spliced from 2 exons. The annotation marks the transcript as partial. The record is from RefSeq and is a predicted model, not a curated record.
CCCCAGCCCCCGCCCCGUCAGUGGGUGGAGCCGCUGCCCGUAAAGGCGGAUCCUAAAGCCGCACCACCAGCUACGAUGCAGCGCAACAACAACAGGAUUCAGGGAGACAUUGAUAGUGUAUCCCAUCGCCUGCAAGAUUUGGAUGUGGGCCGAGACAGCAACAAACACGAACGAAUACCUUCCCCUGGCCCACCCCAUGGGUUGUCGGAUUCGACCUAUGAUCAGCUUCUUUCCAACAUCGGCGGUGAUCAUACUAGGCCUAUCCACCUUGCACUUCAAUGGAUCGCCUUCUCCGUCCGGCCCAUUCGCCUUGAAGAACUUGCGGAGGUCAUGUCGCAACCGCGUGUAACACGCGCAGUGGCACUUCGGAAUCCUCCAUCCUAUGAUGCCCUGCUGAUUUCCGGGUUGAUUACAGUAUCGGAUGGAAGUAAUGAAGUUAGCCUCAUUCAUGCCUCUCUCAAGGACUAUCUCACUUCGGACCACAUUACUAAAAGCA